Messenger RNA from Darwinula stevensoni, 820 nucleotides. The record is from the annotation of a GenBank genome assembly. Lineage: Eukaryota; Metazoa; Arthropoda; Ostracoda; Podocopida; Darwinulidae.
AUGCGCAGCGGCUGUGAGAAGAUAACAGCUUCUAAUGUCCACACCUUUAUUGUGCAGUUGGCGCAGCCCAUCAGACUUUUGCUAGAAUACACUGGCACUGAAUAUGAGGACAAGCAAUACGAAUGUGGCCCUCCGCCUGAUUACGACAAGUCCUGUUGGUUCGGUGAGAAGCAUACCCUGAAACUGGAUUUCCCAAAUCUGCCUUAUUACGUCGAUGGGGACUUGAAGAUAACCCAAAGCAAUGCUAUCAUGCGUUACAUAGCUCGAAAGCAUGGCUUGGAUGGGAAGACGGAGACAGAGAAAGUGCGAGUGGACAUCAUGGAGAAUGAAGCCAUGGAUUUUCGCAAUCGUCUCGUCCGGCUCUGUUACAAUCCGGACUUCGAGAAGCUCAAGUCUGACUACUUGCAGCAGUUGCCACAGUACUUGGAGCAAUUCUCAAAAUUUUUGGGUGAUCGACCUUGGUUCGCCGGAGAAAACCUGUCAUUUGUGGACUUCAUCAUGUAUGAGCUUCUGGACCAACAUACAAUCUUGGCACCAACUUGCUUGAAAGACUUCCCAAAUCUUGAGAAGUACUUGAACCAGUUCAAGGCUCUGGCUAAGAUCAAGGAAUACAUGGCAUCAGAUCGAUUCAUGGACAGACCCCUCAAUAACAAAACAGCCAAGUUUGGGAAUGCUUAAGUAGGCAUCAUUGAAUGCAUGCCUUUCCAUCUCUGGUGAUGAUUAUCAGCUCAAAUUUUGCUCUAUUAAUAAUUUGGAUUCACUGAUUCCUAGAUUACUCCAUGUCAUUUGAGAUUUAAAAUAAACUUUCUUUUAUUGAUUA